AAACCAGGUAAAACUAGACCAACCAGAAACAUCACAACUGCGCUUAUAGUGUACUCUUAUUCUCAAAGAUUGAAACGUGAAUACCGAUAUGUGUAGCCUAGGCUACGUUUGACUAUUCUAUCUCCGGUGGUGCGUAAUUUACGCAGCUUUUUAAUAAUGGCGUCUGUACAAGAGAUGCGGCCAGGUCUUCAAAAAUGAAGCGGAGAAGAAGUCUAUUCUAGAAAUUUCGAGACUUAUACAAGGUUUCACUAAGUGGGCUGUGAACGUCUUCCAGCGAUUUUUGUUUACUUUUUUCGUUUUUGAGACCCCGAAAUGAUGAAGAUCAAAUCGAAUCAAACGCGGACAUAUGACGGGGAUGGCUACAAGAAGCGCGCCGCCUGUCUGUGCUUCAGAAACGAGAGUGAGGAGGAGGUGUUGUUGGUGAGUAGUAUCCGUCAUCCAGGCAAGUGGAUCGUCCCUGGUGGAGGGAUGGAGCCGGAGGAAGAGCCCAACGUUGCUGCUGUUCGAGAGGUGUGUGAAGAGGCUGGUGUCAAGGGGACAUUGGGGCGUCUACUAGGAAUUUUCGAGAACACAGACAGGAAGCACAGAACAUAUGUCUAUGUCCUCAUCGUUACAGAGAUGUUGGAAGACUGGGAGGACUCUGUGAAUAUCGGUAUGUUAAAUAUUGGAAGAAAAAGGGAAUGGUUUAAUACAGAGGAUGCCAGAAGAGUGCUGCAGUGCCACAAGCCUGUGCAGGCCUCGUACUUUGAGGCCCUACAACAUGGCAGCCUGAGCAGCAACGGGACACCCCUGGUGACCACGAGAGGGGGAGAAGAGCGCUCCCCUACCUACAAUAUCAACCAGAGCUCCAGAUCGAGUAUAAGAUAACUGAAACUCCUGGAGACUUCUCCACAUCUUUUACCUGCUUCUUUUUCUUAUUAAUCCUGCUCCUACUACAACUUUUUUUUACCUUCAAAAUAUCAACAGAAAUGUUUGCCUUGCCAGCCUUCUAGUGCCAGAGUGGAGGUACAGACUUGACAAGUGUUGGGCGAAGAAGAUAUAACACUUUGUAAUUUGAAUGUUUUUUUUGUUGCUUUUUACUAAUAAUUGCAUGAGAUAUUUCCAAACUCGUCCUCCUUUACCUCGGUUCCUCUCUGUCAUAAAUAUGAGGUUUGUUGAAUGCAACUUUCUGCUGUGGUGAUGUAAAGUAUUGGUAUUGAAUGUGUUUACAGAAGAAGACAGGCUUAAGGGUCUUGUUUUGCUAACACUUUACUUGAAGUUGCCACACCCCUUUAUAUGGCAUUCAUAAGAAUGACAUAACCUCCCACCAUGUACCGUGACAGAUCAUUAGUGUAAUACAUACUCCCAACUGUGUUAAGAGUUGUAAAGUAUGACAGUAUUUCAGUAUGACAUUUUCUAUUGUUGGUUUUCUUUUCAUAUAUUUCCUAAUCCCCUAAGAAUGCAUUGCUUUAGUUAGAUGGGCUUGUGGGAAAGUUUCCUAUUUUGCAUGUGUGGUAAAGCUACAUGGGUGUGUCUUGUGUGAUGCAAUCUGUAGGAAUGGAAUUAUCUGGUACAAACAGUCUCCCAUUUGUAUUACAUUGUGAAGGUAGCACAAGCUUUGUUGUUUUGAGAGAGAAGCUUUGAUAAGGGGCUGACAAAAACUACUCCCACAGUAGCUUGGGCCUUUUAUCACAAUGGGGCACAUCUAACCAGAACAUUGAAAUGUAAGUCAUCUGCUGUCUCACAUCUUGUCAGUCUAUUUCAGACUAUGAAGAUGUUUUAUAAUUCAAUGACCGGAAAGACAGAGAAUUGUGCAUGUUAUCUGAUCCUCAGGGGAAAG
This is a messenger RNA of Coregonus clupeaformis (lake whitefish), 1819 nucleotides long. RefSeq names its product diphosphoinositol polyphosphate phosphohydrolase 1-like. Gene Ontology annotation, biological process: diadenosine hexaphosphate catabolic process; adenosine 5'-(hexahydrogen pentaphosphate) catabolic process; diphosphoinositol polyphosphate metabolic process. The transcript has 5 exons. Gene Ontology annotation, cellular component: nucleus; cytoplasm. The record is from RefSeq and is a predicted model, not a curated record. Gene Ontology annotation, molecular function: bis(5'-adenosyl)-hexaphosphatase activity; endopolyphosphatase activity; bis(5'-adenosyl)-pentaphosphatase activity. Bases 313 to 867 code for a protein of 184 amino acids. Lineage: Eukaryota; Metazoa; Chordata; Actinopteri; Salmoniformes; Salmonidae.